Molecule: messenger RNA, 1590 nt
Organism: Closterium sp. Naga37s-1
Lineage: Eukaryota; Viridiplantae; Streptophyta; Zygnematophyceae; Desmidiales; Closteriaceae
Source: the annotation of a GenBank genome assembly
AUGGCGAUCACCGGUGAGAACAGCUGCGGUGAUGAUGACGACGAUGCACUUUACGCCGCCACCGAGAUGCUGGAGGCCAGAACGGGACUAGAUUUUCUAGUUUCCGCGCUCUCCCAUGAAAAAGAGAAGCCAGGUCCCGUCGCCUCAGUAGCAAACACUGGUGAAGCGUCUGGCCUCUGCCGCGGAGACGAUCGUCCCCAGCCCGCGCAUACUGCUAAGCCGGCCGUGCCGUCAGCAGCCGGACCGAGCGUCCGCUUGCCAUCUCGUGACGGUGGCAAGUGUGGCAAGAGUGGGCACGGUGCAACCGAUCUUCAGACCCAAGCCUUCAAGCGGCAUGCCGCGACGAACAAGCACCAGAUGGCCAUCAAUCACCAGAAGCAGAUGCUAGCUCAGGCUGGGAAGCAGCCGCGAAUUGACGAGCAUACGCUCGCCAAAGAUGACGAGACGACCCGCGUCAUCAGCCUUCUGAACUCCCUUCACUUCACCACCCAGAACCAUCUGCCGAUGGAGACGUGGAUGCGCCUCGUUCGCUACAUGGCUCAGAACGAGGUCCGCGGCUUUCCCAAAAAGGGAUACGGCACUUACUACACCACGGAAGCACUCGCGGCCAAGGACGCGGCAGAGUCCCUACCGGAGUUUGGCAUGGUCGACAGCUUCAUCCGCUGGCUCUCCACCUACCUCGGCUCAUCAGGACCCUGGCACCAGCGCUUCCUGGACCUUCAGGAAGUCUUCACUCAGACUAACCUGGAGCUCCAAGGAAUCAAUGAUGUGCGUUGGCUCUCACGCGGCGAUGCAGUCUGCCGACUUCUUGCAGUCCUUCCGGGGGUCGUCGUGAUGGUGCACGAGCUGGGAAACAAGCCCAUGUACCAGAUGGUGACCAGCUACAGAUUCCAGUUCAUGCUGCGCUUCCUCGCUGACGUGCUGGAACAGCUGAACGUGCUCAGCAAGACGUUCCAGCAUCGACAGAUUGACCUGCUGGCGAUUCAAGGCCAGAUCCGUCGCACGACAACCCACAUCAACAGCCGUUAUGUGGAUUGUGGCGACGACUUCGGCGGCGGCCUGAGCGAGAAGCUGUCGCCCUUCAUUGCACGACAUGGACCGAAUGGGGUGCGGAGAGUGGAGGUCGAGUGGGUUGACUCCGACGGCCGGCCCACUUCUCACUGCUACGUGCUGCAUGAUUCCCCCCUUGAAGGCUACCCCAUUGCAGGGACCCAUGAGCGAUGCGUGGAGCAGUGCACGGCGAUGGCGGAGGCGCUCGUGCAUAACCUGGAUGAGCGAUUGGGUUCACUCGACAAGCUGAGCGGUGUAAAGCUGUUCAUGCCCGACGAGUGGCCCCAUGGACGGCAGGAGCGUUCCAUGCCCGACUGGGCGGAGGUGGUGAAGAUCUGGAGGGCGUACAAGAAGCGCAAGCCCAUCACAACAGUGGCAGCACCAAAGAAGCAACCUAGUGCUAAGGGGAAAGAGAAGGUGGACGAGGAUGAUGCUGGUGGUGCUGGCUCUGGGUGGGGGACAGAGACCCCCGUGCACAGGCACGGUUCUAUGAGCGAUGGUGGUGGUAGUGACGAAGAUGAAGACAUGUGUGUGAUGUGA